Ixodes scapularis (black-legged tick) is the source of this 1072-nucleotide messenger RNA. RefSeq names its product aminoacyl tRNA synthase complex-interacting multifunctional protein 1 (gene AIMP1). Gene Ontology annotation, molecular function: tRNA binding. The record is from RefSeq and is a predicted model, not a curated record. Lineage: Eukaryota; Metazoa; Arthropoda; Arachnida; Ixodida; Ixodidae. The transcript has a single exon. Bases 89 to 1018 code for a protein of 309 amino acids.
AACUGUGGUGUCAACCACGUGUUAACGUGCAUUGCGGUCUCCCGUUAACCUCUUUGUUGGUCGCUGCGGUAACGAUAAUUUUGGUGCAAUGGCUGUGGAGCCCGUUCUCGCACGUAUAAUUGCCAGAGCCAAGCAAGCGGACGCACUGAUCGCCACACUAGUCACUCAAGUGGAGUCGCUACGUGCUGCUAGAAUCGAGCAGUAUACCCAAUCCGAGUGCGCUCGUCUGCGGCAUGAAAACGAAGCCCUUCACCGUGAAGUUCAGGUCUGGAAGGACCGGCUCGUCGCCGCUGAAAUCUGCAACGGAGCAGAGCAAGUAUCGACCUCGUAUACUGCCCCAAGUAAGCCUGAAGCUGAUAAAAUUAGUGAUCAAACGCCGGUUUCUCAACAACCGGAAGCUGGAGCCGGCGACCAAGCUAAAAAACGAGCCAACGCACCAAAGUCAGAGUCGAAGCCACCGCCAUCUAAAAAGGAGAAACCGGAACCCAAAAAGAAAGCAGACGACGCGGAUGACUCGAAGCCGGUGGAUGUCAGCCGUCUAGAUCUUCGCGUUGGUCGCAUCCUGACUGCCCACAAACAUCCAGACGCAGACGCACUUUAUGUGGAGCAGGUUGAUGUGGGUGAAGAAAAACCAAGAACCGUUGUCUCGGGUUUGGUCAGGUUCGUACCACUUGAGCAGAUGCAGAACCGCAUGGCCGUGCUCAUGUGCAACCUGAAGCCCGCCAAGAUGCGCGGCGUUACUUCUGAAGCCAUGGUGAUGUGUGCAAGCACGCCUGACAGGGUGGAGAUCUUGAAGCCGCCCCAAGAUGCUGUGCCUGGGGACAGGGUCACCUGUGUGGAAUUCCCGGGUGCUCCAGACGCUCAGCUAAACCCAAAGAAGAAGAUAUUCGAGCAAGUCGCACCAGACUUGAAGACCGAUGGAGAGAGGAGGGCUACCUACAAGGGCUGUCCUUGGGUUGUGCUCGGCAAGGAUGGCCACAUCACCUCCGAAACGCUGACAAACGUUCAGAUAAAAUAGAUUAGUGAAAACCUGCAAUGCUGUACCACAGAAUAAGAAUUGUCUCAGUUUUCA